GUGCUAAAAAAAAUUUUCGCAAACCAGUGCAUAAAAGAAUAUAUAAGUUGGCAUUCACAUUAUGAAUAUUCUAUUCUAGUUUGAGACUUCGUCGUGAAACAUUCUCUUCGAAUUCAUACAUUUCAUACAUUUCUUUGAACAUGAAGUUGAUUGUUCUUUUUGUGGGUCUAUGUGUCUCUGUUGGGGUGUUGUGCAGCGUGCCCGAUCAGGUUGAGGUUGGGUCAGCAAAUCCAAGUUACAGCGGUAGAUUCAAACCGCGACCACCUCAACCAAGUGUUAAUGAAUCGUUUGUGAAGGUAAAUAGACUGAUAAAAAGUUUUUCUGACCGAUUCGACAUUAAAAAGGAAUUGUGCGGCCCUCAACUGAAUCGCCGUAAAAGACAGCUAAAUCCUAAUAAUUCCCACUGCUCCCUACCCGUAACUGUCGGGCAAAACUAUUAUAACGAUAUAGAAAACAUAGCUGCCGAACUACGCAAUGACCCAGACUUCAUAACCGCUUACCUGCCCAUUGAAAGUGGGUACGCAGUUGAUAGUUAUACCACGAUGACAGCUCCAGCCAACCAAAAUCACGCACAACCCAUUGACUUGACCAUCACAAUGCAAGCUACUAUCACGUAUGCUAUGACACAACAUCUGCGAGAGCCUAUUGAUGAUUCGAUUACAGAGCGUAUGGAAGAAAUGGAUUGGUAUCGCGGAGGUAAUAAAAACACCAAUGAUGAACGAGGUCAUCUUUUGGCUAACUCUCUCGGGGGGCCUAGUUUACCAUGGAAUUUCGUUCCACAAAGUCCAUCAGUAAAUCGUGGAUUGGGAAUUAGAGGUGUGACGACAUAUUGUUGGUUUGAACUCGAAGCGGAUAUCCGAAGAAUUCUCCGACAAAAUCCGGACCAUAUCAUCGUUUGGACCAUCCUAGUUAGUUAUGGGGGUUUACCAGCUUCGCGCCGCCCGACACUUUUUUUGAUAUCGGUACGUCAUUUGGAUUCCCAUCGUCGAUUUAUAGACUAUCGCAUGUUUGUGAUUCCCAACAUGCCUUCGGAUGCCUGCACUAAUUCGAAUUCAAUUUUCUAACCCUCUUACCCGCAAGAUCACUUGAAGUCAGCUUUUUGUGCACGAAAAAAUUGUUCUACAUGUAAAAGUUGAAAAAAAAAAUAUAACAUAUCCACUCAUUAACCAUUGCAAAUAGAUAAUAACAUAACAUUUCCGAGUCAAGUAUUUCAAUCAAAGGAUUUAUCUCUAAAUUCAACUCAUCUGAAUUACGUAGUCCCAUUUAGUGACCUUAAUUCUCUAAAGGUCACACAAAGAAUUUGAAUUCUUGACUACGUAAUUUAGAUGUUCACCAAUUAAUUCUUUGAUUGAAAUACUUGACUCGGAAACCGUCAAUAUAAAUAUUAUUUUGAACUGUUCCAACUUUAUAUAACUACUAGAUUUUCAAUAAAAAAUAUUACGAAUUUUGCACAAAGAAAACAGAUAA
Molecule: messenger RNA, 1467 nt
Organism: Bactrocera dorsalis (oriental fruit fly)
Lineage: Eukaryota; Metazoa; Arthropoda; Insecta; Diptera; Tephritidae
Exons: 3
Coding region: 141-1064 (307 amino acids)
Source: RefSeq, a predicted model, not a curated record